This is a messenger RNA of Trichobilharzia szidati, 5792 nucleotides long. The record is from the annotation of a GenBank genome assembly. Lineage: Eukaryota; Metazoa; Platyhelminthes; Trematoda; Strigeidida; Schistosomatidae.
AUGUCGGGUGUUUGUGGCAGAAAUCAAUCCGUUGAAUGUAAACCAUGUUCAACAUCCUGUCCAGCUGGAAUGUAUGAAGACAAGCCCUGUUCCCAAUACUCUGAUAGAAUCUGUCGAGCUUGUCGUCCAUUAUGCAUUUCUGAAGAAUUCGAGUUAUCACCAUGCAAAGGAUCAAGUAAUCGUAUCUGCAAACGUAAGGAUCUUAUACCCGAAUUAGUUGUUCCGUAUAAAAAGAAUGUUUGGUUUGAAAAUCGUAAAAGAGUACAAGAAGCUACAGUUACACUUCAUCCAGAAGAUAUUGGACGUUUACCAAUGAAUAAGUCUAUUAUUAUUGACAGAGGAUCUGGUUAUCAGGUUCGUUUGGAUUUUGAAAUCCUUAAUUUAAUGCCAGUUUUGGGUCCAGUGGAUCAUUCAUCAGGAAAUGAUAAUCAUCUAUUUAUGUUAGCUGCAUCAUUAAUGGAUCAGUCAACAUUAGAGCCGGAUUCUUACAGAUGGUCAUCGGCUACUGGUCAAUAUCAUACAGUGCAUGCUUAUUCGUUGAAAGCAAAUAGUACUUUAUCAAAGUUAUGCCCUUAUCCAGUCCCGCCACUUUAUCGUCUUGGUAUGCGUGUUCAUCGGAAUGUUACUACUGCUACAGUACCAGACGCCAGUUUACCUGGACAUCGUCCUGUUCUAGCCAGUUGUCGCACAUAUAAACAACAUGGACACUUUCCACCUUUAGAACUCACUCCACGCCAAACUGAAUCAGAACACUAUGCACAAACAUUUGGAUCAGAGCAUAGAAGCAUUUAUGAUCAGUCGAAAACAAACAGCGGAAAUCCAACACCAGCGGUUGUCGCCUGUCUAGAACCUGGUCGUUUACCUUCAAUCUUUGGAUCUCAUUGGAAUGCUGAACUUGCUUCCCCGCGUUCUAUUUAUUAUGAAGAGAAGCAAUUAUGUGGUCAAUUGAAACUUGACUGUCAGCACUGUUUAGCAUCGUGUGCUGAAGAAUUAAAAGCCAGUUCGUUAACGUGUAAACCAACUCCAGGAGCUGCGGAUAAUGGUCGUUCACCACGUUUAGAAACAUGCUUUGAUUGUUGUGCUCGAGAUAAUUGCACUGAUGUAUGCGACAAAUAUCCUGCACAUCGUUGUCAUAUGCAAUUGUGUAGUUAUGGUUUAAGAUUAGAUUUCUCACUAACGCCAGAAUGGCCUAAACAAGGUGAAUUUCUGUGUCAUGUCCAACCAGCGCCAAGUAGACCGAUAUAUCGUUUGCAUUGGACUUUAUUAUAUCAAGGUAGACCCUUGACACCUGAUAGAUUCCCAGCAUCACUUGUUCUGCCGUUAUCUUCAAUGCCAGGUGAAAAUUCAGGCAAAAAUGCAAAUGGAUGGAAUUCAGGUGGUGGUGGAUUAUCAGCCAACAGUGGUGGGACUAUAACACAAACUUACAGAGGUCUGCUACAUAUCCAGUACACUUCAGGAUUAGAACAUUUACCGGAUGUAAUCGGUGGAACGGACACAAUGCAAAGUGCUUAUUUCUGGAGUAAACAAACUAUACCAUUAGUGAGUGGCAGUGGAACAAGUAUUCCCUUUGAUUCGCUAACAUCACAUUCCUCGUCAGCUUCAUCGUCGACUAUACCAUCGGAUAGAUUUUACUCCAAUCCAAUGUUAUAUACACCAACAGAUGUAUCGAAUGAAAUUGCUAGCCUACAAGUAUGGCCUUCUCAACCACUGAAAGUUAGCACAUCUGCAUGGACACGAUUAAGCGGUGCACCGUGUACAACAGCUGAACCAUUAAUUGAACAAUUGAAUAUAUACACUCCUGCAUUACCACCAUAUAUAGCAAUGGGUGAAGUGAAAGUUGAAUACUUAGGUAAUUAUAUGUACGCUGUAUCACAUUCAAGAAUCAGACCAAAAUUGAGUUUUAGUCUACCGAAAACAACAUCUUUACUUGGUGCUGUGUUUUAUCCAGCCUCUGUGGAACGUGGACAUUAUCUACGAGCAAGUCUAGCCUUAGCAUGGUUAACAGAACCUGAAAUUAAAAAUGGUGAUAUUCUAAUCGACAGUAGUAGUAGUAGUAGUGGUCAGAAGACAAGUACAAAAUUAAGAAAUUCUGAGUUAUCAUCAUCGUCAUCAUCAACAAUGAAUACAGAAUCAUUAAAGAAGCAAAGAUUUUGGGUGAUCGAUUUUACUGGUCAAGUGGAUCAAUUCCCUGGAUUAUUCCGCCUUCUUGUUUAUCCAGACAAUAUAGACGAUGAUGGCGAUGAUAAUAGUAAUAAUAAUAAUAAUAAUAGUGGCAAAAAUGACAGCAUGAUGACCAACGGUAGAAUGAAAGACAAGGGUACCGACUAUCUAUUACAACAACGACGUCGAAAUUCACACCACCUAAUUACAUCAUCUGUUGAUGCUACUGUUGAAAUUGAAGAUGACGGGGAUGAUGAUACUUUAAAUUCUGGAAUUGAUUUAGGCGGAAAAGAACCCGAAGAUGAACCAUUAUUAGACUAUGAUAUUGGAGUUUUUGAAGAACGUAAAUUUCAGUUACGCAUUCUUAUCCCUGGUCCUACUAGUGAACCUGACUAUGAGAAAGCUUUUCGUCUUGUCAUCCUGGACGCCAGUAAUCGUUUAGAUAUUCGAGUUAAACGAGCUGUUCAACCACCAGAUGAAAUGGCGUUACGCAGAAUCUAUGGACAACUUUCUGACGGUGAUGGUCGGCCAACUCUAGUUGAUCUACUGCCGAGUUUAGCUGCACGGCAACAAGCAAUUCAAGAUAGUUUAUUGAAAGAAAACUCAGAAAAAAGUGAUUACACCUAUGAAAAUUCUAAUGACAGGAAAUUUUCUAAACGAGAAGCUAACAACAACAACUAUCCACACUCAUCUACUAAUGAUCAAAAAAUGAAUACAAGAUCUGAUAAAACAAGUGAUCAAAUUUCAUCUGCAUCCUCGUCAUCACCAUCAUCAUCCUCGUCAUCACCAGUAAUGAGAAGCACAUUCGGUCCAUCAUCUGCACUUGUUUAUUCUGUAGUUUGUAUACUUUUACUACUUUCACUUAUACUAUUCAUUGGUUAUGUCACUGAGCCUGAUCCUACAAUGGCAUGGGUUAAAUUAAGUCCAUUUGAGAAUCAAUCAAAUCUGGAUGGUGAUCGUGUAGCUUUAGUUUCAAACCCGAUUCGUCAUCAUUAUAACAGUUGUAUAUCACGUUGGUUUCGUGUAUUUCUACUUAUGGGUUAUUUAUGCCUGAAAUCCGCCUACACAUUUGGUGUGACAUUAACAGCUCUAGCUAUUAUAAUUCGUUAUAUGACUAGUGAAUCUGCAAAUAAAUUAAACAAUUUACCUGAAUGGAAUAGUUUAAACGAUCAGUCUGGUGGUCAACUAAUGGGGACUAGUUUAACAAGACAAAAAUUAUUACAAGAUGCUAUGGAUGUUCAUUUAAGAAAUGAAUUAAUCAGACAACAGACAGAAGUUAAACAACUACGUGAUAUCUGUGAUCGUGGAGUGGAAAUGAUGUUUGAACAAAUGAAUAAACGAUUAGAUUCUGUAUCAAGUCUAGCAGCAUCUAGACGUAGUCGAGUACUCUUAUCACAAGCAGUUGCUGAACUAGCAAGAGCUACGGCUACAGCAUCAGCAUUACAAUUAGCUGAGGGUUUGAUUACAUUCAAUGAGACAGCUGAAUGGGCUAUGAAUCGUCUUCAGGCUGAUUUAGUUGAAACUGAAAAAGCUUUAGGAAGUUCUGAUUGGCUUACAGGUGCUCGUAUUAUCUAUUCCGAGAUUGUUCGUCUGCGAGCUCUUACUCCAGAUCCAAAUGAUCCAACACGUUCAUUCUUAGCUUGGGCUAAACUGAUCUCACCAGAAACUAAUCUAAACAAUCUACAAACACCACAACUUUCAUUGCCUAUAAAUUUACCAUCAUUAGAACCAGAACAAUUUGUUAUACCUACACCGACAAUAAAAAGAACUUCAGCAACCCACGGAACAUUAUCAGAUAUUGAUGAACCAGAAUAUGGACCAGUUUAUGUACCGUUUGUACCACAACCGAUAGAUAUUGAGACAAGCGGAGAAUUCUGGUCACCCAAUAGUGUUGAAAACUCAUUAAAUAAUCUAGAUGAAGCUGGUGAAUUCUUGGAUAAAUCGACCAAUAAUGAUAUGAAUUCACAAGAGACGACAUCUUCGAAUGGAACACACGCUAAUAAUAAUAAUAAUUUAAAUGGGUAUGGUGAUACUGACGGGGAUUCAACUACAUCAAACAGUGAAGACAACUGGAUAUUUUCAAAUUUUGAUUUAGGCUGGGUACAUGUUUUAGGCGCUGCAUUAUUUUUAGAUGCUUUGUGGCUUAUACAUCGUGUACUGCAUACUGUAGAUACUGCUGAACGUAUUCUAUACGGUGAUGUUGUAUUUAUCGAUUUAACUGAAGAAGGCCUUCGACGUCGACUUGCGGAACGAAGUAAACUUCGUAAAGGUUUCAAACAUGCAUUUCAAAUAAUUAUGCAACCAAGUACAAUUCGUAAACUGUGCGCCAGUGUGCUUGCUCUUCUCAUUGUUACUCAAGCUUCGGCACAUUUGGAUCGGUUGUUAUCACAGGAAAUGUUGGACUAUGUGGGAUAUUAUGAUAAUUUGGUUCUACCAGUACAUUUACAUGCUCGUCUUGUCAAUGUACAUGUAACACGUUCUGCUCAACGUUUAAAUCAAUAUGAAUUAGCAAGUUUAGAAUCAGAAGUAAGCCGUAGAUUAAGAGAGACACAAUUUCUACUGCAUCAAUGGACACUUUGGUUAAAUGAUAUUGAACAAGAACAGUGUCGUUUACUACUUGCAUAUAAGGCUGCUGCUCAAAAUUUACGUACAAAAAUGUUAGCACAGUUAAACCGUAAUUCAGCAUUGGCUAAAUUAAAUUUACCUAUUCAUAUGAUAAAUAAGGAACAACAACAACAACAGCAGCAAAGAUCAACCUCAGAUUGGAAGUCUUCUUCUUCUAAAUCGUCAUCAUCAACUUCUUCAUCUGCAUCAUCUUCGUUUACUGUGAAUAAUAUUGCUGAUGCUGUUGUACCAAAACACUGUCGAAUGACACAGUCUGAACGAGAUAUAGAAAUGGCUGAAGCACGUCGAUUAGACAUUCCCUAUUGUCCAUUGAAACCGAUUGUUCCAAGACUAUUUAAAGAAUAUAAUGCUUCAUUGUACUUUGCUGAAGUUGUAAUACAAUCUGAGAAUUGGUUAUCAACUGCUCGUGAUUAUUUAGGUCAUUUUUUAUUUUGUAUAUUUAUUUACGUCAGUGCUAUUGUCUUAUGGAAUACAACAGGCUCUGUAGUCUGGUUACUAUUGAACAGACUUAGCCUUCUACCACAAAAAGUUUUAUUCAAAUCAGACAUUUCCAGUUGGCAACCAGUAGAUGUACCACAUCAAUUAUGAAGAUGAAACAUGAAAGAGAGAGAGAGAAAAAGAAAGAAAGAAGGAAAGAAAAUGUGUUAAUUAUCAUCCAUAAGAGAGUAUGCAUGGGCAUGAUUCAUUCAUGAUAAUAUUGUAUAUGUAAUUUUAUUUCAAUUUUAAUUUCUUUAUAUCUCAUAAUAAUACUAACAAUAAUAUUAAUAAUAAUUUCACAUGACUAGUGCUCAGCUAAAGGAAAUCUCGAAAUUAUCUAGGUACCAUUAAUCAUUAUAACAAUAAUAAUAAUACUGAAGCAUAAGAAAUAACCUUAUUCAACCGGUCAGUUUAUGUAUCUAUUUUAUUAAAAUGUGAUUGGUUAAUUAAUUACUAACGUUACUGAUGCUUUUAUCUUAAUUAUAAGAUGUCUAACUGCUGAUUUCAACUUGUACGCAUUUCUCCUAUGA